AUGUCGCAGAGUCAUACGCCGAAGACCAGAACAGCUAAGGCCGCUGCAGCUGCAAAGCUGAAGCAGCAGCUGGACGCUGAUGUGGAAAAUUACUCGACCAACUGGGAAAUCACCGCCGAUGCUGAGACACUGAAGGAGUUGUCGUCGUUGUCCCGCCAGCGUGAUCAAGUAAGUAUGAAGCUGACGCGGGUGCAAAGGGCACUUGCCACUGCCAAACACGUGAUCAGCCCUUCGCAGUUGAGGACGUAUUUGAAAAACAUCGACGACGCCUACAACGAAUUCAGUGCCGUGCAUAGCAAACUCAUCGCCGCAAUUCCGGAUGAAGCCUUCCGCCAACAAGAGGAGAUCUACGUUGCAUUCGAAGAGCGAUACAACCACGUCCGCACCGUCAUCGACGAAUUGAUGGUUUCCAGAGAGACUGAUGCCACCAGAGCUCCACUCCCGCAACCACAGGUAAUCGUGCAGCAGCAACCAUUAAAGGUCCCGAUCCCCACCUUCGAUGGAUCGUACACCAACUGGCCGAAGUUCAAGGCCAUAUUCCAGGACCUAAUGGCAAGCUCUGGCGAUUCCGACGCCAUCAAGCUGUACCAUCUAGACAAGGCGCUUGUUGGUGAGGCAGCUGAAGUUCUGGAUGCCAAGGUCAUCAGCGAAGGAAACUAUCAACAAGCAUGGGCCAUCCUCACCGACCGCUUCGAGAACAAGAGGAUCAUCGUCGAGACACAUAUCCGUGGCCUAUUCAAUAUCCCGAAAAUGGCUUCGGGAACCUGCAAGGAGCUUCGACGACUCCACGACGAGUGUACCCGCCAUGUCGAGAGUUUGAAGUAUCUGGAGCAGAAGUUCCUGGAUGUAUCCGACCUCUUCCUGGUCCACAUCUUGUCGUCGUCGAUGGAUCAAGCAACGAGGAUGGCAUGGGAGGCCACGCAAAAGAAAGGUGAGUUGCCAACGUAUGCGCAGACCAUUUCGUUUCUUCAGACAAGGUGCCAGAUGCUGGAGAAUUGUGAAAUGGCAUUCCAAAACCCCACCUCCCAGCCAUUGCCGAAACCGAGUUCCAAAGGUCAAGCACCAUCGAAGGCAGCUGGUGUGAAGGUUCAUGCCGCUGCGACCGAAUCGCAGAAGAAGGACAAGUGUGAUUUCUGCCAGGGUACACAUCGUAACUACCAAUGCGACGCAAUCAGCAGCCUGCCGUUCGAGAAAAGAAUUGAGAAGGUAAGGACAUCCGGAGUGUGCUUCAAUUGUCUUCGCAAGGGGCACAGUGCUAGAGAUUGUUCAUCGCCGAAGACGUGCCAGAAAUGCCAGAAGCGGCAUCAUACGCAGCUCCACAACGAGGAACUGAAACAAGAGCCGAAACCAAGUGUGUCCGUCCCAGCUCAGGAGAAAAGCCCUCCCAUCGACCAGAACAAGGUAUCCGUUUCGACCUCGACCAGAGAGACCCCGCAACUCUCGUGCAACUACGCCAACUCCACGAAGACCGUGUUCCUGCUUACAGCUGUUGUCAACGUGGUGGAUAGGAACAAUCGCCUUCAUCCAUGCCGUGCGCUUCUUGACAGCGGAUCACAGGUGGUGAACUUUAUCACAGCUGAUCUUGCGAACCGUCUCGGAAGCGAGAGACAACGUGUCGACGUGCCAAUACGAGGUAUCAACGACGUCAAGACUAUCGCCCACGACAAAGUUGAGGUAAGGUUCCGGUCUAGAGUCUCCGAAUAUCAAGCGCAGGUCCAGUGCUUGAUAACGCCCAACGUCACAGGAGUCAUCCCGUCAGCCAAAAUCGACGCUUCCUCCUGGAACAUCCCCUUUGGCGUUCAACUAGCAGAUCCAGAGUUCUACAAGCCGGAGAAAAUCGACAUGCUUCUCGGAGCAGAACUCUUCCUGCAGUUACUACGACCCGGCCACAUCAAAAUCGACGAAGACUUCCCCGAGCUGCGUGAAACCUCCCUAGGAUGGGUGGUAGCUGGAGUCUUCAGAGAGCGUUCCAUCGCCAACGAGGUACAGCACUCGCUCACCGCAUCGCUAGAUGACGUCGAGGAGGCAAUUCAGCGUUUUUGGAAAAUUGAAGAAGUGCCUGAUGCCAGCCCACUAACCAGCGAGGAGCAAGAGUGCGAGGCUCAUUUUCUCGCAACUCACCGUCGGACUGAAGAUGGACGUUACAUCGUGAGGUUGCCGUUCAGAGAAAACGCCAACGAACUGAAUGAUUGCCGUUCUGUUGCUUUGAAAAGGUUCCAGAUGUUGCAACAGAGACUUCAGAAGAACCCAGAAUUGAAGCAGCAGUACAUCGAGUUUAUGCGAGAAUAUGAGCAGCUGGGACACUGCCGAGAGAUACGAGAGGAAAACGACGAUCCGAAGCAGCAAAACUACUAUUUGCCACACCACGCCGUACUUCGCCCUUCGAGUUCAACCACCAAAUGCCGAGUGGUAUUUGACGCUAGCGCAAAGGCGAACGCAGCAAGCCUUUCGCUCAACGAGGUUCUUCAAGUGGGUGCAACGGUACAGAAGGAACUGUAUGACGUUAUGCUACGAUUCUGUAAGUAUAAAAUUGCAUUCACCGCCGAUGUUCCAAAGAUGUAUCGCCAGAUCAUCAUGGAUCCCCGAGACACGCAUUUUCUUCGAGUGUUUUGGUGCGAGCAACCAUCCGACCGCCUUCGUGUCCUGGAGCUUACCACGGUAACAUACGGGACAGCCUCCGCACCAUUCCAAGCAACCCGCUGUUUGCAACAACUAGCCGAGGACGAAUCAACAGACUACCCUAUUGGAGCCCGUAUCGUGAAGGAGGAUUUCUACGUCGACGAUGCCCUUUCGGGCGCAGACUCGCUUCCAGCUGCUGUUGAAGCAGUGAAGCAGCUGAAGGGCAUCAUGCAGAAAGGAGGUUUUUCGCUACACAAGUGGUGUUCCAACUCAAACGAGUUACUGGAACACAUUCCGACAGCUGAACAGGAGCAGCCAGCCGCUUUGGAAGAGUAUGGACCGAAUGGAGUGAUAAAGGUACUUGGCCUACUGUGGGACCCGAAAGCCGACAUUUUCCAAAUUGCCAGGCCAAUUCAGCGCAGUUUGAAGCAACCCGUCACGAAAAGGAUCAUUUAUUCCGAGGUGGCAAGACUGUUCGAUCCAUUAGGUCUUGUGUCACCAGUCAUCGUUGUUGCCAAACUACUUGUGCAGCGGCUCUGGCAAUGCAAGAUUGGAUGGGAUGAUCCGGUGAACGACCAAACGCAAAAGUUCUGGGAGGACUUCGCAAAUUCCUUGUCAGCUGUUGAUACGAUCGCUAUUCCCAGACGAAUUACCUUCGACGAAGCUGUAGACUACGAACUGCACGGAUUUGCCGAUGCAUCAUCAGUGGCGUAUGAUGCAUGUGUUUACGUACGAAACCUUUUUCCCGACGGAUCAGCCAAGUCGAAACUGGUUACCAGCAAAUCCAAGGUAGCACCGCUACACGAGUUAUCGACACCCCGAAAGGAGAUGUGUGCCGCACUAUUACUGACACGACUUGUUGAGAAGGUAGUCCAUGUCCUACAGAUGGAGUUUCGUCACGUCGUUCUCUGGUUUUUGUAUGCAACCGUGCUUACCGAAAUCGAAGCAGUGAUGAACUCAAGGCCACUGUUUUCAACUUCAUCCGAUCCAGCCGACGAAAACGUCAUAACUCCAGCCCAUUAUCUAAUAGGUCGUCCGUUAACAGCCAUACCGGAGCCGUCCCUAGAGAGCAUGAAGGUGAACCGACUGAAACGAUGGCAGUAUCUUCAGAAAAUGCGAGAGGAUUUUUGGAAAUCGUGGUCCAAAGAUUAUCUGUGCAGCCUUCAACAAAGACCGAAGAACGUCAGGAUCAUGGCAAACCUUCGCCCAGGAAUGGUAGUUGUAUUGGAAGACAAAUCGCAACCUCCACUCAACUGGAAGCUAGGACGCAUCACCCAAGUGUAUCCUGGUGCAGACGGAUUGGUACGUGCAGUAGAUGUAUUUUCCAACGGAAGUACAUAUCGCCGAUCGAUAAACAAGAUUGCAGUCCUGCCGAUUCAAGACAACGAGCCAUCGGAGAAAGCUGUUGAAACUUCGUGUCAACCGGGGGGAGUAUGUUCCGUAUGGAACGAGCCGAGUGACAAUAAUAACGACAAUCACGAAUAG
This is a messenger RNA of Aedes albopictus (Asian tiger mosquito), 4104 nucleotides long. RefSeq lists its product as uncharacterized. Gene Ontology annotation, molecular function: nucleic acid binding; zinc ion binding. The coding region runs from base 1 to 4104 and encodes 1367 amino acids. Lineage: Eukaryota; Metazoa; Arthropoda; Insecta; Diptera; Culicidae. The record is from RefSeq and is a predicted model, not a curated record. The transcript is spliced from 2 exons.